UACACGGGCGUCAUAAGUUCCGGUUGCUGAGCUGAACUUGCGUGACUUUACCAAAGUGUUCAAGAAGAGAGAGACGAGGAGACUCGAAACUGUUACUCAUUUAAAAGGAUAUGCGAGUUGCAUGGAUCAGUCCUUUAUGAAAACACUGAAAAGUAAACAAACUUAUCUUGUAGUCCAGUCAUGAGGCCUAUUUAGACAAUUAUGGGGACUAACGUUAGCUAGCGAGCGAAACUACCAACUAAGAUAGCUUCGAGUAUUGAAGACAGACUUGAUGUGAACAACAGUUUUACACGCUUUGGACUUUGUGAACGUUACAUAACUACCCUGUUCGAUACUUUGGCUAAUUAUUCCUUCUUACCAUGGCAGAAGGACCGUGCUAUGGGGGUUUAAAUACCAACCCUUCUGGUUCAAGAAUUAAGAAAACUGUUAAUAUCAGUGUCCCUCCAGCCAUGCAUUUGCGGAAAAAAGUUCGACACAGUCAGCCGAGGCGGAAUAUCCACAACCGGGUGGUUCUAGAGAAAGUUCUUGGGAUCACCACUUCAAGUAGCUGUGGCUUAGCCUGUGACCCCAACACAGGACUGGUGGCAUAUCCAGCCGGGUGUGUUGUGGUCAUCCUUCACCCCAGGAAAGUCAAGCAGGGCCACAUUCUCAACGCCUCCAGGAAACCCUUUUCUGCUUUGGCAUUCUCGCAAGAUGGAAAAUACUUGGUCACUGGUGAGAGCGGUCACAUGCCCUGUGUGCGGGUGUGGGACGUAGCGGAGAGGACACAGGCGGCGGAGGUUCAGUGCCACAAGUAUGGGGUGGCCUGCGUAGCCUUCUCCACCAACGGCACCUACAUCGUCUCCGUGGGUUACCAGCACGACAUGACCGUCAGCGUCUGGGAGUGGAGGAAGGGGACUGUCAUUGCCUCCAACAAAGUGUCCAGCCGAGUGCUGUCGGUGUCCUUCUCAGAGGACAACAGCUACUUCGUCACGGCGGGGAACAGACAUGUCAAAUUCUGGUACCUGGACGCGUCCAAGGAGCGGCGGGUGAACAGCACGGUGCCUCUGAUAGGCCGGUCGGGGUUGCUGGGGGAGCAGCGGAACAGCAUGUUCUGCGGCUUGGCGUGCGGUUGGGGCAACAUGGCGGGCAGCACCUACUGCAUCACCAGCUCCGGCCUGCUGUGCCAGUUCAACAGCCGCAGGAUGCUGGAGGCCUGGGUGGACCUCAGGACCCCCUCCGCUCGCUGUCUGACCGUCAGUAAGGACUACGUCUUCUGCGGCUGCGCGGGGGGCACCGUGCGGGUCUUCAGCCCCCACGACCUGCGUUACAUCACCACCCUGCACCGCCCCCACAGGCUGGGGGUGGACAUUACGCAGGGAGUCCAGCCGGGUCACCUGUUUUCGCCAUCGCCAUCUCCAGAGGCAGAGUAUCCAGACACAGUGGCCCUGACCUUUGACCCUGUGACCUGCUGGCUGACCUGUGUGUACAAUGACCACAGUGUGUACGUGUGGGACGUGCGUGACGUCCGGAGCGUGGGGAAGGUGUACUCCGCCCUGUAUCACAGCGGCUGUGUGUGGAGCGUGGAGACGUACCCUGAUCUGGGGCAGCCAUCUGUGCCCUGCCUGCCCCCCGGCUCCUUCCUCACCUGCUCGUCUGAUAACACCAUCCGGCUGUGGCAAAGCGACCCCCAAAACCAGGGGCCCGCCUCCGUCUGCCACCGCAACCUCUACAGCCAAGACCUGACGAAGAUAGUGUAUGUGGGGAAAGACACGCAGCACCUGCAGAGCGAGGGCGAGCCAGGAGAGGGCAGCGGUGCGGACGUGAAGUCCGGGAUCCGAGUUCUGGGGAUCAGCCCGGACGGCCAGCAUCUGGCGGCAGGGGACAGAAACGGGAACCUCCAUGUCUUUGGUCUGCAGUUCAUGGAUGAGCUCCUGAAGAUCGAGGCCCAUGACUCUGAGGUCUUGUGUCUGGAGUUUUCCCCCCCAGAGACCGGAAUGCGUCUGCUGGCCUCAGCGAGCCGCGACAGGCUCAUUCACAUCUUCAACAUGGAGAGAGAGUACAGCCUGGAGCAGACUGUGUACGACCACUCCGCCUCCAUCACCGCCAUCAAGUUCACCGGUGUGGGCCCAGACGUCCGCAUGGUGAGCUGUGGAGCUGAUAAGAGCAUUUACUUCCGCACAGCUGAGGAGUCCGCAGACGGCCUGUCCUUCUCACGGUCCCACCACGUAGUGGAGAAAACCACGCUGUACGACAUGGACCUGGACGCUACGCGCAGCCAUACCGCCAUCGCCUGCCAGGACCGGAACAUCCGAGUGUACAAUGUGAGGAGUGGGAAGAUGAAGAGGAGUUUUAAAGGCUCUCUGAGUGACGACGGCACACUGCUGAAGGUUCGGAUGGACCCCUCAGGGAUGUACCUCGCCACCAGCUGCUCGGAUAAGAACAUCUGCAUCUUUGACUACGAGUCUGGGGAGUGCGUGGCCACCUUGUUUGGGCACUCUGAAAUUGUGACCGGGAUGAGAUUCAGCCAGGACUGCCGUUACCUCAUCACCGUGUCCGGAGACAGCUGCGUGUUCGUGUGGCGGCUGGACUCGCAGAUGACCAACUCCAUGAGGAAGCGAUUGGCUGAAACCAGGCAGAGGGCGGGGCUUCAGGGCUCCGCCGGGGCCCCCGGACACAACCCUCAGAUACGGAGGCAGACCUACGUCACAGUGCCGCGCCCAGUCCUCCCACAGACAGGGGAGGAGGAGGAGGAGGAGGAAGAGGAAGGAGGGGUGAGCAGGGAGGACCCGGAGGAGAACCCCAAAACUCCGGCGAGGGACGACUCUGUAGAGGAAAUGCUGGACCCCACCUUCCUGCAGACCAACGGCAAGCUGCCCAUGUGGGCCAGGAGACUGGGAGCCGCUGGGGCUGCCCCUAACCCCGCAGAGCAGAAGGAGACGGGCCCCUACCAGCCCCGGGGUCGCUGGGCGGAGCAGUCGGACCCCCAGGCCAUCCGCUCUGUCCUGGAGACGCGGAGCCUGCAGCUGCCCCUCUCGCCCAGCCCCCGCAGGAGCCAGGGAGGCCAGGAGGAGGAGGACGAGGAAGAGGAGGACGACCCUCGCUUCCACCCCCAGAGUCUGGACAGCCUGCUGGGUGAGGAUGAGGAGGAGGAGGAGGAAGAUGAGGAGAAGCAGGACUCCCAGGGUCCGUUCCCCUCAGGUCGACCCAGGCCAGCCUUCCUGCCCCUGCCGGACAGCGAGGAGCUGUUCCCAGCUGCGCUGAACUCACCCGAAACCAGCGACUACAUCAUGUACCCCGCCAACAGCACAGCACUCCCUGCAGGCGUGGAUGGCAGUGAGUUUGAUGUGAAGGAGCUGUGUGAGGCGGGACAAGGGGAGGGGCUUAGCCCAGACAGCGCCUUCUGUGUUGGCUCAGCUGAGAGCCAAGCAUCCAAUCAGGACCAGCCCCAGGAAGAUACGGACUCUCUCAGUCAGGUGAGCUCCACGGGCAGCACCGGGCUGGAGGAGGAAGAGGAUGAGGAAGAGCCGGAGAUGCUCCUGCGCCAUCAUUUCGAUACGCUGGCCGACUGCCUCGCCAGCAAUGAGAAGUUUGACACGGACCUGCAGGACCUGCAGCAGCCCGCUGAGAGCCUCUUCCUCAACCCCCGCCUCAGCAUCUCCACCCGCUUCCUGUCCCGCUUCCAGACCCGCCACAGAGUGGGGAUUGGACUGGCCCCUCGCCCCUCGGCCCUUCCCCCCUGCAUCUCUGAGGAGCCCAGCAGCAGUGCUACCAGCCCCACCCAGGCAGAGGUCUGCUCAGGACCCCUGUCUAACGAUUCUGUAGAUCCUCAGGAGGGAGGCGCCGAAAGCGCGCGAGCUGUCGAAACCCGUCCACCCGCGCGGAGAAGCUCCUCGACCUGGACUCUUCAUCGCAAGCCGCCGCUGAAGAGCCGCAAAACCAUCGGCACGUUCCAGCUGAAAAGCAUUCUGGGAGAAGUGGCAGUGAAGGCUCAGCCACCAAACUCCCAGAGUUGUGCCUCAGUCUGUGCCCAUAAACCGCCCCUGCCCGGCCCGGACCCAGCGCCCCUCGCCCGGCCGUCCCGCCAGAGCUACAUGGGCACCACUGCCAGCUCGCGCGCCAAGAACCUGACAGACAAACUGCAGCCCGUCAAAAGCGCCGGUCCCAGGACCCCCUCCGCCCAGGAGCCGCCGCCCGCGGACCUGGACUGCAAGGAGAACCUCCCUCCAUCGGCCUGCCCAAACCCCGCAUCCACUCCCCACGUGUCCGUCAGCCAGGCUCCGCCCCCCGGCAAUCACAGCGCGCGAGCCGCCCUCCACCUGGACCUCUCCGGACCAGACCGCGCUAGAGCCACGCCCUCCUGCCCAGGCCCCGCCCCCUCUCCCCUCAGGCCCCGCCGCCGCACGGUGGGUGGGCUCCACUCCUCCGCCCUGGUCACGCCCACCGAGAUGAGGUCACUAGGCAAGGAGGGGCGGAGCUACAUCAGCAGCAUCGAGGAGAGCCUGGCGCCCAGGGGUGUGGCGCAGGCCCAGAGCCCCGCCCAGCCCAGGCAGGCUGCCAGCGGUGGGGGGCAGUCCCCAGCAGAUGCACCGGGCCAGGCCUUUGGUAACAGGGAGCCCCCCUCUGAAGAGCAGCACCAAAACCCCAUCUCUGGUUCUCACAUCCCCUCCCCUGGAGAAACACUGCCCAGCGCAGACACCCCGAUACAGGGCCCGACUUCUAACACAGAUGCAGGGACCGAAACGCUGAAUCUGCAGACCUGCAAGCGGGUGGUGAACGAGCUGCAGCACUCCAUGCGCCGAGCGGUUGGCCUGUACAGCAAGCUGUGCUCUGCGGGGGACAGCCCGGAGCAGCAACUGCAGAUGAGGGCCAUCCUGACAGACGCCUUCGCCGCGGUGCAGAGAGAGCUGGACGGCGUGUGCACACGCGGCCCGCCCCCUCCUCCCCCAAAGGCUUCCUGUCCGUCAGCAGAGGAGUCCCCCGGCCGCCAGCUGAAGGACGACAGGACCGUGGCUCUGCUGGAGAGAUACUCUGAGAUGCUGCUGCGCAUCGCGGAAAAGAAGCUGGACUGCAACUGAGAACGGAUGCCCCCGUUGUAGGGACUGUUAUAAAGCUUGUCAGCCUUACUCCUGUCUCACACAACCCCAUGUACUUUGCUGCCAUCAUAUUUACUGUGCUCACUGACCCCCCCCCCCCCCCCCCCACCACCACCUCCUGUUCAGGGGAUACGGGGAGCCCCAUGCUCGUAUUUGAAAAGCGGGCUUGUUCAUGUCUUUGUCCAAUUCAAGCUAAAAGAUCAAAAACCUGAACUGGUCCUAGAUUUGCGCUCCUGCUUUGCGACUGUGUGUUUACGCGCCUUGGUCAGGAUCAGCAGUUUGUAGCAGAGCAGCAUCCCAUGAUCCUCUGCUCUGUACCCCACCAGGUUAUAUUUGGGAUUCUUAGUGCAGGUGGUCUCCUCUCUCUGCCAUUUUGUGCACCUUUUUGUUUUUUUGUUUUAAAAAAUAAUUUAUUCUUAUUUUAUGGUUUGUUUACAGUAUGCUUUUGUUUUAAGUCUUUUAUUGAUUAUUUAUUUAAAUGAAUUUAUUAUGAUUUUUACCAGCUGUUGCACAAUUCUGCCAACAAUGUUGUUGGGAUUCAAUUAUAGAUGAUCUCUUCAGUGCAGUGCUCUACAUUAAAUCUUAAGUGUAUCUAGUCACAUGCAUGAGAAGUAGACCUGCUUCAGUAUUUUUUUUCUUCCUUUUUUUGUUUUCUCUUUUUUUAGGUGUGAAAAAUAAGUGUGCUGUGUCAUGCAAAUUUGGAUUUUAUCAUGGGGUCUAUCAAACUGCCAACAUAAAGUGGCUUUUAAAAAAAGCCACUUUAUGGGCUUUUUUUAAGUGUUUACCCUUUAGGCACUAUGGAUUUUUAAAAUAAAUUUGUAUUGAUUGUGCAAGAUUUCCCAUAAAGAAAAUGCUGAUGGUUUUCUGAGUUCGUGUGGCAGAACAGUUGUCUUGAACAAGCGAGCGCAGUACCAUGGUGUUUUUUUUUUUUUUCCCAGAAUGUUCAUUGUUCUCAGCUGAGAUCAGGCAGUUGUGAAAUUUUUAAGCGGAGAGAAAAAUGCACGUGUUCUGAAUUGAAGUUUGAGUUGACCCUACCGCUGGCCGAGGUAGGUACAGAAUACUUUCAGAAUACAGAAUGUGUUUCUCACUAACAUGUUUGUACAGAGCCUUGCUUCCAUCAUGCUGGCUGUCCUUAAAACUGGUCAUACGAUUGCUUGUGUUGUUUAAAAUGUCUGUGUUGCUUUCUUUUGUCGUAAUGUUCCAGUACAAUUGUACAUUGAUUGUAAAUACUUUAUUUUGGUAAUAAUUUACACAUGCCCUGUGGUAUUACACACAUGCAUAUUGUCUGUUCUUUUCAGUGUUAAUAAACAUUUCACUUUGUGGUAAACGA
Messenger RNA from Anguilla rostrata (American eel), 6405 nucleotides. RefSeq names its product WD repeat domain 62 (gene wdr62). Gene Ontology annotation, molecular function: protein binding. The transcript is spliced from 32 exons. NCBI's taxonomy places the organism in Eukaryota, Metazoa, Chordata, Actinopteri, Anguilliformes, Anguillidae. The record is from RefSeq and is a predicted model, not a curated record. The coding region runs from base 360 to 5057 and encodes 1565 amino acids. Gene Ontology annotation, biological process: negative regulation of canonical NF-kappaB signal transduction; positive regulation of JNK cascade. Gene Ontology annotation, cellular component: cytoplasm.